GCUCUUUACGGAGCCAAAAUGGCGGCAGUUUCCGCAAACGCUCGGCUCUGAAAAGACAUUUACCUGCGGUCUCUACCCGCCUCCCUAUUGGUCCCCAAAGAUCCCGCCCUCAAUUUAUUCAUCGCCGAUAGGCUUGCGAUAACAUCAACUCUGUGCCUCACGCAGACAGAGGCGAAGUCAUUGGUUAGUUUAGAUGUCACAUUUCCUGGCUCCUCCUUUGUUAUUUCCCCUGACCCGUUCUGAUUGGGUGUUUUCGUCUUGGAUCUAGAGGAAAAUCCGGAGGAGACACGACCCGUGCGCAUUCAGACUAGCUGCUCAAGCGGACCGAUAGCGAGCAAUGAAAGCGAUGUUUAAAUUCCUCAGGGGGCCGAUGCACAAUCGGAUCGUGGUUUUAUAUUCCUUAUUUCUCUGUUGAAUGGUAAUUGGUUUUAAAGUAGACAUUUCUGUUUUUUUAAUUUGUUUACAAGAACAAAACAAUACUGCAGUUAAUUUGCAAAGUUGUGACCGGGGUGCGGGGCAGCACAGAGGCCGACUCCGAUCUCACAGAAUUAACAUCAAACGGUUUUUUUCAAAGUUGUGGAUUCCGGGAAAGCUUCUUUCAUAUAUUUUGGCGAUGCAGACGGAAGUCUCUGCAGACCCUGCUGAUGUGAAGGCGGUGCACAACCAUCUCCAGUGCCCCGUGCUCUUCCUGUUCACUCAGAGAGAGACGCUCGCGCUGGACAGGAGCACGGCUGAGUCUGUUGCCCGGAGACUGAGGGGAGAGGCGGGGGUGGUUCUGGUGCACAGGGAUCACCCAGGAGUGAAUGUUCCUGCAGGACACAACGUGGCAUACCGGCUGCCAGCAGAGGGCUCCCGUGUGAAGUACCUGACCCUGCAGGACGUGGAGGGGGUGGUGAGGCUCUUCACAGAGGGGGACAGGGUGGGGCUGGAGGAGGAGGAGGAGGAGGAGCUGGAGGAGCACUGGUCUGUUUUAGAUAUUUUGGAUGACGAUGUGUCUGAGUCUGUGUAGAGGGACAGGAGUGUCAACCUGGAGUCCCAGCUUGUGCCUGCACUGACAGCUCAGUCAUCGGCACUGCAGUGGCAGCAGCAGGCCACACGGUGGUGCGCUUCUACCAUAGUUGGGAUGCUGUGUCCAUGGCCUUCAUGCUGUCUUACCUCGAAGUAGCCAGCAUGGUGCAAGCAUACCCUGCUGGCUGUGUUCCUCUGUACGCUGUCUCUCCUAGAUGUGGAGGAUGUGUCACUGGCCCGCGUGAACUGCGGCGA
This is a messenger RNA of Polyodon spathula (Mississippi paddlefish), 1263 nucleotides long. Its product is annotated as thioredoxin domain-containing protein 16-like. The record is from RefSeq and is a predicted model, not a curated record. The coding region runs from base 416 to 1009 and encodes 197 amino acids. The transcript has 7 exons. Lineage: Eukaryota; Metazoa; Chordata; Actinopteri; Acipenseriformes; Polyodontidae.